AUGGCGUACACGAAAAGUGUAGACGAGCUCCAAGAACUCCUGCGACAAGCGGAGCAGCGCGCCGAAGACGCAGAGCGAGAUCGACAGGAGGAACGACAACGAGCCGAGAGAGAGCAAGAACGUGCCGAGAGAGAGCAACAACGCGCCGAGAGAGAGCAACAACGCGCCGAGGAUGCCGAGGAACAAACUCGACUCACGACGUUCAUCGAGUACAUCGUCGCCUGCCACAUCCAUGUCUUCCUCAAACUUGUCGUCGAAACAGACAAAAAACUGACAUCAAAGGGCUCUAUUACCAACCCCCGCAACAAGUGGUGUCCAACGCAUCUUCGACCAUGGCCUGACUUUUUGGAACAGCAGAGAGUCAUCUUCGGUACGCUCCACGAUAGCUUUCCUACCGACAGUCGCCUAUUUGAGAGCCGCGGUUUUCUAGCCGGCUUGGGUCACCGGAUCUCUCAGCGACCGAUAGCAAACGAGAAGACGCUCGAAUUCUUUUUACACAACAGUGUAGAAGACCCAGUCAGAACAAUAUCAGAGCAACUCAAACAGGUGGAGAGUGUCAGACGCGCAUUUGACAUGGGCAGAGGAAUUGUCUUCGAGAACCAUCCCCACGCCAUCAGCGAUGUCGCUCAAGAGGUGGCCGACCGUCAAACUCCCUCGACACCACAGACACCUGACCACAGACAUGACCUCAAUCAGCUGCGUCCUGAUCAGAUCUGCGUCUACCGAUCCAACGACGGACCCUCGGAAAGUCGUACCAUGGUCUUCGUUUCCGAGUACAAGCCACCCCACAAGCUAACCACACCACACCUACGUCUCGGUCUGCGGGCCAUGAACAUUCCGAAUGACGUCGUCAAUCGCAAAACUAUUCCAACUUCCGCCGCCCCGGAUGCACUCUUCCAAUACCACGCGGAGAGACUGACAGCAUCCGCCGUCACGCAGACCUACCAUUACAUGAUCGAGGGCGGUCUUGAGUAUGGUCUCGUGACGACAGGCGAAGCGAUCGUGUUUCUCAAGGUCGACUGGGAGGAGCCGGAAACACUGUAUUACCACCUCGCGGAACCCGGUCCGGAGGUGGCUGCCCAUCCUGAGCACUCUCACGUCUGUACGGCCGUCGAGCAAUCACUGGACGACGGAAUCAGGCCGCUAUACGUGAGUGGCGCCCGCGGUGUUCUCUUCCAGGUGACCAUGAUUGCGUACGGCUACACAUUCGUCGGCAAGGGAACGGUGCAGGCCUUCAUCCGCGACCUCGAGCAUGAGGCUGCCGUCUACGAGCGCCUCCGGUCGAUUCAGGGAGCCAACGUGCCUGUGUUUUUGGGCGCCAUCGACCUGCGGCCAAUGAAAAAGAUCUACUACUAUGACCAUCGGGUAACGUACCAAAGACACGUCGGAGGCAAGUCGUCGUACGUCUGGUCUGGAUCCCAGUUAGCAUACGGCACAAAUGGCAACGUCCUUCGGGCAGGUCGCUGGACUGGUGUCAACGCGCGGGAGGCUGGCUGA
This is a messenger RNA of Verticillium nonalfalfae, 1497 nucleotides long. RefSeq lists its product as uncharacterized. The record is from RefSeq and is a predicted model, not a curated record. Bases 1 to 1497 code for a protein of 498 amino acids. The transcript has 3 exons. Lineage: Eukaryota; Fungi; Ascomycota; Sordariomycetes; Glomerellales; Plectosphaerellaceae.